AUGGAAUAAUGUAACUGUGACAUUGGUAUAAAAUACGUGUUUAUCCUAUAGAGUUAAGAAAUUAAGAAAAAAACUCAUGUUGGAGAAUCUGAGUAUCUUCUUGAUAAAGACUCAAAUAAAAAGUACAUUUUGUAGAACGUUACCGGGUAUGCUUUGAGAGGGUAAUUGACUGCGAUUCUUGGUCCAUCAGGAGCAGGAAAGACAACAUUAGUUGCUUUAUUGAGUUAAAGAUAUAAAGGAAACAAUAACAUCACUGUUAGUGGAACAUUUUUGGCAAACAAUGAAGAAUAUGUUAAGUUUACCGAUUUCGGAGCUUUUGUGAUGCAGGAUGAUUUAUUGAUGGCAACACUUACAGUCAAAGAAACAUUAUUAUUUUCAGCCUCAUUGAGAUUGAAAGGGUCACAAUUGGAUAAGAUACAUAGAGUAAAUGAGCUUAUCAAAGAUCUUAAUUUACAUCGUUGUUAAGAUACCUAUGUAGGGGACAGAAUGCUAAAAGGAAUUUCUGGAGGAGAAAAGAAAAGAACAGCAAUAGGAGUUGAAUUAGUGAGUGAUCCUCCAGUUAUCAUUUUAGAUGAACCAACAUCAGGAUUAGACUCCUACACAGCUUUUAUUUGUAUGAAUAUCUUGAAGAAAAUUGCUUUAAAAUUACAAAGGACCAUUCUAUUUACAAUACAUCAACCAAGUUUUGAUAUCUCCUCACUUUUUAAUCGAGUGAUAAUUAUGAAUAAUGGUUAAAAUGUUUAUUAAGGGAAUGCUGACUAAUUAAUUGGAUACUGUGAGUAGAUAGGAUUGAAAGUAAUGGCUUAUUCAAAUCCCUUGGAUACUAUCAUGAAUAAUUUAAAUCCCAUAUACAAUAAUUAAUAAUAAUUGGUUACAUAUCAGAAUUAUUAAAAAUAUUUGGAAUUAGCUGUGACUAGUUAUACUACUCAGUAAAAUGGAAUUAUCAAAAGAAGAACUUAAUCUAGUUUUGGGUUGGAGUUUAAAAUGUUGUUUUGGAGAGCAAAAACUAAUUUUUGGAGAUCACCCACUCUACUAAGAGCAAAGAUAAUAUCGGCUUUUAUUAUGUCAAUAUUUAUUGGGAGUCUUUAUUGGAAUGUCGGUCAUGAAAUGCCUAAUCAAUCACCAGACUUAAGUAGUUACUCGGAAGUUACUAAAUUUUUAUAGAACAUGAAUGGAGCAUGUUUUAUGGGAGGAACAGGUGCAUUCUUUUCAGCCUUAAACCCUAUGAUGAUGUUAUUUCCUGUUGAAAGAGAUAUCUUUUUGAAGGAAGAAAAUACAAAAUUAUAUAAAAUAUUCCCCUAUUUUAUAGCCAAGAUAAUUGUAGAAAUUCCAUCGAAUAUCUCAAUUUCUAUAGUGUUGGCUUUGAUUUUAUAUUGGGCAUUUGGAUUCAUUUGGGAGAUUGCAAAGUUGAUCCAAUUUAUACUGAUAACUAUAGCCGUAUCAUUAAGUGGAAAUGGAAUAGGAAUGUAUUUAAUAUAAUAAGUUGUUAAGCUUCACAGAGCUGCUUAAUUGGGACCUGUGAUUAUGUUGCCAAUUCAACUAUUUGGUGGUUAAUUAGUGAAUUUGAAAUCAAUUCCUAAAUGGAUAGGCUGGUUCUAAUAUGUUUCACCAUUCAAAUAUUUCUUGGAGGCAUUUGGAAGAACUCAACUUGAAGACGUAGAAUUCAAAGCAAUUAUUAAGCAAGAAGAUUCCACUUCUAUUCAAAUGAUUAGUCCUAUGUAAUAUUAUGGAAGGGACUUCGGAUUAUGGAAUAGUAUUAUUGUAUUAUUUGGAAUUGCUCUAGCUUUUCAUAUUUUGGCAGUGAUAAUGUUAAAGUUAUUAAUUAAGAAAUUGAAUGUAUGA
Paramecium tetraurelia is the source of this 1842-nucleotide messenger RNA. RefSeq lists its product as uncharacterized. The transcript has 4 exons. The record is from RefSeq and is a predicted model, not a curated record. Gene Ontology annotation, molecular function: ATP hydrolysis activity; ATP binding; ABC-type transporter activity. Gene Ontology annotation, cellular component: membrane. Lineage: Eukaryota; Ciliophora; Oligohymenophorea; Peniculida; Parameciidae.